Messenger RNA from Peromyscus californicus insignis, 2541 nucleotides. RefSeq names its product zinc finger protein 688 (gene Znf688). The coding region runs from base 1538 to 2362 and encodes 274 amino acids. The record is from RefSeq and is a predicted model, not a curated record. Gene Ontology annotation, biological process: regulation of DNA-templated transcription. The transcript is spliced from 3 exons. NCBI's taxonomy places the organism in Eukaryota, Metazoa, Chordata, Mammalia, Rodentia, Cricetidae.
AGCAGGACAGAUCUUUGAGGCCUCAUUGCUAAAACCUGUAACUUUUUGGGGGUGGGUGGUUAGGUAGGUGCUGCUGAGCACUGAACCCAGGGCCUAGGCAAGUGCUCUAUCAAUGAUCUACAUACCCUGUCUCUCCCCUGAUUUCCCUCUCCUUCUUCCCUCCUCUUCCACUCUCCUUCCUUUCCCCCAUCUCUCUUUUUCUCUCCUAGCCCCCUCUCUCCAGGGUCUAGCUUAACUGACCAUGCAGGCCUUGAUGGACCCCCUUGCCACCCCUAAAGCCUUUACCACCAGGUCCAGCUCCACUCAACUUUAAAAAAACACAGCGUAUAAAGGGCAUCCCUUUAAUUUCAGUGCUCAGUGGGCUGAAGCAGGUGGAUCUCUGUGAGUUCAAGCCCACUCCAGCUUACAUAGCAGGUUCCAGGCCAGGUCUGGAGCUAUGUAGUGAGACCCUGUUUGGAAAAAUAAAGUACAGUUAUCAUUAUUCCUACUCUGUUGUGCUAGAGAACACCAGAACUUAUUUCUUGUGUGAGUGUGUGUUCGUGUGUGGUGUGCAUACACGUGUGCCCAUGCCUGUGGAGGCUCAAGCUUGACAUUGUGGUAUCUUUCUUCAGUCACUCUCCAACUUCAGUUUUUCACAAAUUCGUGUGCAGAUUUAAGCAUAUGAAACAAUAAACUUAUUUAGCUUUCCAUUAACGCCUACACUCCACCUCUUAAAAAAUUGUUACAGCCAGGAGAGGUGGAACACGCCUUUAAUCCCAGAAACAGAGGCACAGGCAAGCAGAUCUCUGUGAGUUCAAAUUCAGUCCGAUCGACAUAGUGAGUUCCUCUGUGGACACGAACUUGGUUUCUAAGAUGCAAUGCCCAGGUUUUGCCAGGCUCCAGAAGCUGACCACCAGAUUCCAUGUUACAUCAGCAGGACGCACGUGAGAACACCGGGAAGACCCGACCUCAGGCACCAGGGAUGUCCUGGUCCUCAGAGUCGUUUCAGAUGUCCCGCCAUUCCGGAGCCAAUUGCAGUACAGCUGCUCCUUGCGGUUACAGCCAAUCAUCUGCCGCUGCGAUUGCUCACAGCGAGGUCGCUGAGGCAGCAGGUGGCCCGUAUUUUCGGAAGGCCUCUCCUCCCCACACACAUAGAAACGAACACCAACCCUUCUGACGCGGCCAUUGUAUUUAAGGGCAAAUGGGCCGCUGCGGGCCACGGAGGUCCGAAAGGCGCCAUAUUUGCCAAGCGGCAGAAAUGGCGCCUUAGUGCCGUCAAUGGCAACUGAAGCCAGGCCGUCGCCAUAUUUUCUAAAGGCAUCUUCCGGGUUCCUUCCCCCGAGCUGUGUCUCUGGGCGAGCGGCUGUGGAGUGAACUACGGGGCAUUACUAGUCUCCACCGGAGCCCUGCAGCCCUCAGCGGCCACAGGCGGCCCACUUUUUCCGCUCCCUGACCAAGGGGCGUGGCAAGGGCGUGGCAAGGGCGUGGUUUCCCGGGAAAGCCGAGGCCGGAAGCCGGAGGCUGGGGCGGCCAAGCCGCUGCCGGGGCAGGAGCCCCGAUGGCGCCACCCCCGGCCCCGCUGCUGGUGCCGAUGCCCGGGGAGAUCUGGCCUGGUUUCAGGAAGCCUGAGCUCGUGAGCUUCGCGGACGUGGCCGUGUACUUCUCCCCGCAGGAGUGGGGCUGCCUGCGGCCCGCGCAGAGAGCCCUGUACCGGGAGGUGAUGCGCGAGACCUACGGCCUCCUGGGCGCGCUCGGGUUCCCGGGCCCCAAACCAGCCCUCAUCUCUUGGAUGGAACAGGAGAGUGAGGCUUGGAGCCCCGCCGCCCAGGAUCCUGAGGAGGGGGAAAGCCUGGGAGGAGCUCCGAGAGGAGACACUUCAGAUAAGGAGGAGCAGGGCUGGAAGGAAGGAGCCGAGAGGCCUGCAGAGACUUCUGCUCAGUUGCAGUCUAAAGAGGUAGUUGAACAUAAGACUUGUUCCAUGGCUCCCAAGUCCUCUGCAGGGGUACAGCUACCUACCAGAGCUUCCUCAGGCCAGGUGGCAGGUGCACAGCCUCCUGCCCAGGUAUCCAGCACAGAUGUGCAGGACAGCCAGCGGCGCCAUGUGUGUGUGGACUGUGGGCGCCGCUUCACCUAUCCUUCGUUGCUGGUCAGCCACCGGCGCAUGCACUCGGGUGAGCGACCCUUCCCCUGCCCAGAAUGCGGCAUGCGGUUCAAGAGGAAGUUUGCCGUGGAAGCACACCAAUGGAUCCACCGUUCCUGCUCAGGGGGUCGCCGUGGCCGUAGGCCUGGCAUCCGGGCUGUGCCUGGAGCCCCAGUCCGAGGUGACCGGGAUCCACCAGUGCUCUUUCGGCACUAUCCAGACAUCUUUGAGGAGUGUGGGUGAGCUGAAUAGCUCCCUGCAUCUGGAGAAGAGCAUGAACUUGGCACUAAGAACUGACUUGAGUCAAGACUUAGGAAAUGAAAUACAUCACUUUGACUUUUCUCAAGGAUCCCUUGUAAACUUGUAAAAAGAAAAGUGCCUGUAAAGAUUCAUAUAGAUUAAACCUGACCCCUGCUCCCCUC